AUGGCUGGUGAGUUCUUGUUUCCUAAAGGGUCGGUGUGUUUAAACGCCUUAGCUAAAGUUUGGCCACAUGUAAGAAGGGGUGCUCGUUGGGCCUUGGGGAAUAUGUGGCUCACCGGGCGAGAGCCUUUGAUAAACGUGGCAACCGGGCGCAUACCGGCGGAGCAGAUUCACGCUCCUGUGGCGGAGUUCGUCACGACGGCGGGUGAAUGGUGGUGGGCGAAGUUCGAGGAUCUUUUGCCGGCCACAACCUUGCUGCUAGUCGCGGCUGUCCUGCCACCAAAACCCUCGACAAGAGUUGACCGUUUGGUCUGGGGAUACACGUCGAACAGCAAUUUCCCAACGAAGACGGCUUACGAAGCUUUGACGCGGGUGAUCACCGAAAACACCCGCCCGCUGUGGAGAGCAAUAUGGAGGGCGCCAGCGGCCCAACGUGUACGGCAGUUUUUGUGGUUGGCGUGUCGAGACCGCCUAUUCACCAAUAUGGAACGGGUUCAUCGGCACAUGGCUGGGGAUGUAGCUUGUUAUUUCUUUGGUCAGCCGGAGUCGACUUCCCACGUGCUACGAGAUUGUGCUAACGCGAGCAGUAUUUGGACGGUGGUGAUUCCGACUGCUAUCCGAUGGGAAUUUUUUGCUCAGGAGCUUAGGGAGUGGAUAGGGUCGAAUUUGAUGGGUUAUGGACAGGAGGUGCCGGCGGAAUGGGCGACCAUGUUUUCCAUAACGUGUUGGCGCAUUUGGCAUUGGAGGAAUAGGGCCAUUUUCUCGAAUGAGUUUUUGUCUCUUGGGGCAAAGGUUUAA
This is a messenger RNA of Striga asiatica, 795 nucleotides long. The record is from the annotation of a GenBank genome assembly. NCBI's taxonomy places the organism in Eukaryota, Viridiplantae, Streptophyta, Magnoliopsida, Lamiales, Orobanchaceae.